This is a messenger RNA of Oncorhynchus tshawytscha (Chinook salmon), 1379 nucleotides long. RefSeq names its product tetraspanin-1-like. Lineage: Eukaryota; Metazoa; Chordata; Actinopteri; Salmoniformes; Salmonidae. The coding region runs from base 129 to 866 and encodes 245 amino acids. The transcript has 8 exons. The record is from RefSeq and is a predicted model, not a curated record. Gene Ontology annotation, cellular component: membrane.
CUCCCCUCGUGUGUUUGUGAGACCUGUGGGGGUGGGUGAGGAUAAAGGGCCAGAUAGAGACGAACACUCCUCUCAAACAUCAACAGUCAUCACCUCAGCACAGGAGAAGGAAACAACAGACGGCAAAGAUGUGUUGCUCCGGGUUUCUCAAGAUUAUGAUGUUCAUCUUCAAUGGAGCCAUCUUUUUGGCAGGUGUGGCCAUCCUGGCAGUGGGGGUGUGGGUGAAGGUGGACAGUGGCUCUCUACUGGGAGUACUAGACAACAUUAAGGACGCCCCAGCAGAACUGGGCCAGCUGGCUAACGUGGCCUACCUGCUCAUGGGGGUCGGAGGGGUCCUGCUGAUCAUGGGCUUCCUAGGGUGCUGUGGAGCCAUGAAGGAGUCCAGGUGUAUGCUGAUGCUGUUCUUCAUCAUCAUCCUGAUCAUAUUCAUUGCAGAGGUGGCUGGGUGCGUGGUGGUCCUCGUCUUCCAACCACUGGCUAAGGAAGUUCUUGAGGACCUUAGUGAGAAGGUUGUUGACAGCAUUCAAAGAGACUAUGGGAAGGAUGAGAGCCUGACUUCACUAUGGAAUGGUACCAUGGAACAGUUCAAGUGCUGUGGAUACCGUAAUUACACAGACUUCGAUGGAUCCCCUUUCCAAGAGAACCCAACUAACCCUACGUACCCACCAACAUGUUGUAGUAAAACUGAAACCUGUGCAGCUGCUGCUGCUAAACGCUCGAAAGUCAUUGGCUGCUUUACCAUGUUGCUGAACCUGAUAGAGGACAACGCUGUCAUCAUUGGAGCUGUUGGACUGGGCAUCGCUGCGCUUGAGAUUGCUGCCAUGGUGGUGUCAAUGGUUCUCUACCAACAGAUUGGUAACAAGUAGCACUGAGGACACCGACAUCCAGGACCACGCCUGUUUAACCAUCAUCAUUGCCUCACCUUGACACCUUCAGUCGACAUGUUUAAUUUCAAACACCAAAGAUUAUUAAAAUAUUUCAAUUAUAAAAGAAAAACGAGAGAGGAAGGAGCGUUGUUCAAAACCCUGUUGUGACUCGAUCACCUCCAUGGUAUAUCAACAAUAUCUGUAUACUGUAUAGGGCCUACUGUAUGCAUUCAGUACUUAUUUAUGUGUAAAUUAGAUUCCUUUAUCUCUAUCCUUAUUUGUUUCUUGCUGAAGCUGAAGACUUUACAUGAUGUUUUGAGAAGGUAAUUGCUUUACACUUGUUCUAACUGGCAAGACUUUAUUUUUAUUUUUUAUUCAACAGUCUUGAAUGGAUAUACAGUGUCUCAUUUUGUACAUAUACAUAUUGAAGUUUAGAAAUUACCACAUUCAAUCUGACUUGUUUAUUUCUUGUUCUAUUCUUUAUGAGGAAAUUAAAAAUGUUCUUAUUUUCAA